Messenger RNA from Phytophthora nicotianae INRA-310, 865 nucleotides. RefSeq lists its product as hypothetical. Gene Ontology annotation, molecular function: protein binding. Bases 59 to 781 code for a protein of 240 amino acids. The transcript has a single exon. The record is from RefSeq and is a predicted model, not a curated record. NCBI's taxonomy places the organism in Eukaryota, Oomycota, Peronosporomycetes, Peronosporales, Peronosporaceae.
AUUUUAUAUUCAGCACACAACACGGAAAGUCCCACAGCAGAUUACAGCACAACAAACCAUGACGAUGGAACGGAUGAUGAGUGUCGAGGUGGUUGUUAGAGAUCAAGUCGGCCCCAUUGCCAGUGGAUUGGUGCCGGAACUCAUCGAGUCCUUCUUGGACUGCUCCACUCGAUGGACUCUCCAGAAGGCAGCAUGCAGCGGAUAUCUAUCGCUAUUGAAGCGGUUGGGCGCUCAGAACGCAGAGAUCAGUGACCACGGCUUCGACUGGUCCAUGCGCAUUGCAGCGACUGAAGGCUACCUUGAUAUCAUGAAGUGGCUAACAGCCUACCGUCCCGAGAUGAAGAUCUCGACUCGAGUGAUGGAUGCAGCAGCAUUGCGUGGUCACCUACACGUGAUCAAGUGGUUGCACGAAAACCGGAGCGAAGGCUGCUCCGUGCACGCUAUGGACAGCGCUGCAGCGGGUGGUCACCUCGAUGUUGUGCAGUGGUUGCAUGAGAAUCGUACGGAGGGCUGCACAACAGGAGCCAUGGACACAGCCGCUGCUGGAGGGCACUUGGCCACAGUGCAAUGGCUCUGGGCGAAUCGCUCGGAAGGCUGCACGACAGUCGCUAUCGAUUUUGCGAUCUAUAAUGGCCACUUCCCCGUCGUCAAGUGGUUCAGUGAGCUCGCAGAUUUUCAACCACGACGUGCCAAGCACACAGCAGAAAAGACCAGCGACGAUAGUGGAAAUGCUUGCAUCAAGAAGGAGCCUAGCGGCCAAGCGACGCUCACCUUUGAGUAAGGUAUCCACAUCCAUAUUUACUGAUCUUGCACUGUUAGCCUGUAGCCAGCAUGUACAUUAAAGACAGCAAUAGAGAACCGCAGC